Paramecium octaurelia is the source of this 1277-nucleotide messenger RNA. NCBI's taxonomy places the organism in Eukaryota, Ciliophora, Oligohymenophorea, Peniculida, Parameciidae. The record is from the annotation of a GenBank genome assembly.
AUUUAGAUAUGCAAUAGAUUUCCCCAGAGGUUGAGCAACAUCUUUCUGAAUUAUUGAAGCCUGUUCUUGAAAGAGUGGAGGAAUUAAAAAUUAGGGAUCAAUAAAAUGAAGACUAAAUCAAUUCACUUGUUGAGGAAUUGACAUAAUUAAGACACUUAGUUAACUCUCUUAAGCCUUUGAAAUAGGAGGAAGAGAAAAGUACAAUUCAUAAUAAAUAUUAUUAGAAUAAAUAAAGCAAGAAUAAAAGAAAGAUAAUAAUGGAAAUCAUGGUAAGCAAUAUUAUUAUAAAUUCAAUUUUAUUAGAAAACAAAAAACCUGAUCGUCCUUAAACUGGUGUUGUCUAAAAGAAUGAUUAAAAUAAGGUCAAAGAGCCUAGACCUUAAACAGGUCAAAAGCCUUUGAGUUAAAGUGUAAUUGUAGAUAAGACAGCUUCAACUGAGGUUGAUAAAGGUAUUUGAAUUAUACUAUCUUAUAGUAACAUUGAAAUCUCCUAGAGAUUCCACAUAAAAGCAACCAAAACCAUAAGGAUAACCAUAAUAGUAACCUCCAUAACCUAAACCAAAACCUUAAAAUUAGCCUGAAUAGAAAGAUAAAAAAGAUCAGAAAGAUACAAAAUCUCAUGGUUAAGGUAAGAUUAGAGAUAAUAUUUAAAAGAACAACCUCAAAAGCAAAGCUAGCCUCCGAAAGAUGAAAAAAAAGUAGAUAAGCCAAAAUAAAAUAAAUAAAAUCCUCCUGUUUAACCAGAGAAAACUGAAAAGCCAAAAGAAGCUCCCAAAAAGGCAGAUAAACCAUAAGAUUAAAAAGCAAAUGGUUCAUCAAAAAAUCAACCCAAAACAAAUGAUAAAAAGGCAGAACCUAAAUAAGAGGAUAAGAAAAUAGUAAAAAAAGGAAAAUAACCAGCUGCUCAAACUGGAGAUUAAUAAUAAACAGAUGAACAAUUCUAGUAAUAAUAAUAAGCUUCUUAAGUAAAUUAAGAACCAAAUUCAGCUGAAAAAUUAUCAAAAGAAAACCAUUCAGAAUAAAAUGAGUAAUAAUAAGAAAAUCAUUCAGAUUAAAAUGAACAAUAAUAAGAAAACCAUUAAGAGAGCCAUGAAGAAAAUCAUUAAGAAAAUGCAAAUAAUGUAUAAGAUGUUGAAUAGCAGGCACAAGAACAACCUUAGGGGGAAUAAAAUUAAUUUUAGAGCCAAGAACACUAAGAAGAAUAAAUUUAAUAAGAAAAUUAGGAGAAUAAUUAACCAAAAGAAGAACCAUAAGGUUAAGAAUAAGAAGUAAUUUGA